Molecule: messenger RNA, 2637 nt
Organism: Owenia fusiformis
Lineage: Eukaryota; Metazoa; Annelida; Polychaeta; Sabellida; Oweniidae
Source: the annotation of a GenBank genome assembly
AAAUCACAUGUCCUGGAGAUUACAGCAGCUUACAAACGAACUUUACAUAUUUAACAUAUCUGUUUCGAUCAGAUGUUGAUGAAAUAUGGACAUGAAAUGACAAUCUUCAGCUCACGGUAUGAAUAUGGACAAUUUUAAAUAAUGUACAGGAAAUAUCGUAAUAUUGUUCGAAUACGAAUACUAAACAUGCAGACUCAUUCUGAUGGCAUUGAAAAUACACUUAAAGAGAAACUCUCUAGAUCUAUUACUAGCAUACAAGAGGAAACAUCUGAAGAAAACCCCGUCCCAGAUUCUUCCGAAGUGACUAACCGAGAUGAGAAAGAGUCUGGAAAUGAUGCUGCCAACGAUGAUGAUGACGAUGCUGAAAACAAUGACCCGGAUGGUGAGCCUGCAAAAAAGGGUAAGAAACUGUCCGAUGAAGAGCUCCUGGAAAUCCAAGACAAGAUAAUUGAAGAAAUAGUAAACGUUCGCAUUCCUUUGCUAAAGGAGAUUACGAGUGCUGAUCCAGUUGAAUUAGACAAACAUUUCAGAAAUGCUGUCCUGUUUAUCGCUCAGGCAUACUUCAAGUUUAACAAACAUGGUAUUCUUCGAACCAGGCCCUAUAAAAUUAGACUUGAUGACACCCUGGCCUCAAAUGGUCUGCUAGCAUAUUAUCUCAAAGCACUGCACCAUCUCAAAGAAGAGGGACAUGCCUAUUUAGGAGAAGGUGGCGCUAUUUUGCAAGACAAGCCUUUUUGUAAUAUAACCAAGACAUUGAUCAACUGCUCUGAUACCGGGGACAGUUUCUGCAGACAUGUUUGUGAAGUUGAUGGUUUCUUGGACUUCUUAGUGGACUUCCUUCGUAACCAUCUGAAGGGGCAUAUAGAAAAGACUAAUAAAGAAUCUGUAGAAACUGGUAUUCGGAACAUAGUGGGUUGUCUUCAUAAUGUCUCAGUGAGAUCUGAAAAUAGGCAAGUGCUUAAGGACCAUGGGGUUGUCGAAAUCGUGUUGGAAUAUAGUGAGCAGUCUCCCAAAGAGCGAAUCCGCCUAUCGACGUUAUUUACAUUGUCGUUCACAUUGGAUGAAUCACAGAGCCAUCUAUUCGCAUCAAAUCCUAAACAGAUCAAAUUAUUACUAAGUUAUCUUUCUCAGGCAAUGGAAUCCAAAAUAAGACGACACAAAGGGUACUCUGCCGUUGAGUUGGCUCAAGCAGUUUCACAACUGUCAAUCAACGAUGGUAAUAAGAAACUGAUUUUUGAACAAGAUGCCUUGCCACUUCUGCUACACUUGGCCAAAGGUAAUAAAGAAAAUGAACAGAUUGAAGCAACUAAAGCAAUAUGGAUGCUUGCCUUUGAUGAGGACAAUCAAACAAAAAUGAAAAACAACUCAGAGUUGAUUGAACUAUUAGAAACACUGAAAGGUCAUAACAAUAAGGAAGUCAGGAACAACGCCAAAGGGGCAUUAUGGACCCUGAAGGAAAAAUCAGAACAGCAUAAAAUUCAAACAGAAGCAGAGUCCGGAGUUAAGGAAAGUGAAGUGAAGCAUAUCAUGAUCAGUUACAACUGGGGCCAUCAGAAACUGGUGAAGCGUAUAAAUCAAGAAUUAAAGAGUCUUGGGUAUAAAAUAUGGUUGGACAUCGAACAGAUGGAAGGGAGUACACUCGGUGCUAUGGCUGCAGCCGUAGAGGGCGCAUGCGUCAUUAUCGUCUGCAUGUCUCAGAAAUACAAGGACAGUCCUAACUGUAGGGCAGAGGCAGAAUAUGCCUACAACCUCCAGAAACCAAUCGUCCCAUUGCUCAUGGAGAAGGGAUAUCGGGCAGACGGUUGGCUAGGGAUGUUACUGGGUACAAAACUGUUUUUCAAUUUCAGUGGGAAAUAUCCAUUUGAAGAUAAAAUGCGGGAGCUAAUCAAGGAGCUUGGGAAUCAAGGAAAGGGUCAAAGUGUAGAUCAAACAGACGUUGCUCAAAGUUUACCUAUGUCUAUGUCAUCACUUCCUGCGCCAUCGGUUCCCAAGAAAGUUGAAUCGGGUGCGCAGACAUGGGACAACGCUCAAGUCAAAGAUUGGUUGAAAAAGAUCGGUCUUGAAAAUGACAAUUUGAACAAUGUAUCAGGGAAGGAGCUGAUGUUUCUGAGAGGUUUAAGAUCUGAAGCGCCUGAAUUUUUCUUCUCUUAUUUGAAUAAUAAAUUAAAUAUCUCAGGCCUUUACGAUCUCCAAGUAUUUACAGAUGCAUUAAGACAAUUGUGAAGAAGCACGGUUCCACGUACACAUGAAAAUACGACAAUAGGGUGGUUAAGUUACACGUGUUUUAAAGAACCUGCACGUCAGCGUGAACUAUUUCGACUCCUUUGAUUAUUGCCCUGCUCUCAAUUCACUUUCCAGGGAUCUAAUUACAAUUAUUAGGGAGUUUAAGCUUGCAUAUAAAAUCGUCAACCUAUACGUAUGACCAAUCUUAAAUUCCCUACUGUCCAAGUAAACAGUCAAAUGGGAGAACUAAUCCACAAAAGGACCAUAAUUGAUCUACACGUCCAGGUACAAGUUAAAAAACGUGCAUCUUAACCUCACUAUCAUUACCCAGUGCUAUCUUUAUUGUAGUACAAGAAGCAUACCUUAUAUGUAACCUGACCAUUUAUAGAAAACAAUAAAUUUUAUCUUAUCUAA